Bactrocera oleae (olive fruit fly) is the source of this 438-nucleotide messenger RNA. NCBI's taxonomy places the organism in Eukaryota, Metazoa, Arthropoda, Insecta, Diptera, Tephritidae. The record is from RefSeq and is a predicted model, not a curated record.
GUGCCUUACCACUUCAAAUGUCGCGAUCGCUAUCAUAGGAGUAAAAGGGAGUAUGAGGAGCAGUUUCAACGUGAAAUCGCUCAAUUAAUGAAUAAUCUGAACACGGCAUACGAAGCUGCACGUUUCAAUCGACAUUUGUGCAUUACUACCUUGUGGCCACCACUGCACAAUCGUGCUGAAUUUAUCCACACACAGCGAUACUAUUUCCGUCUACAAUCCAGACAACGGCGACGUUUAAAUCAGAUUAUUGCUACCAAUUUUCAAUAACCGACAUACGAUGAUGUGUUAUAUGAUAAUGUGCUUUAAAGGGACACACAACAAUUUCAUAAAUGUUUUUAUAGAAAACACUUAAAAGGUUUAUAAACCUAUACUUACCUCACUAUCUGGUCAUCUAAUGCAUGAAUAUUAUUUAUUUUAUAUAUAUGUUCUAUGAAAUAA